AUGACUACUGAUGCUACUAUUACCAUGACUACUGAUGCUACAACGAUGGCUACUGAUGCUACUACCAUGACUAGUGAUGCUACUAAUACUAUGACCACUGAUGCUACAACGAUGACUACUGCUGCCACUAAUACUAUGGCAGUUGAUGCUACUACCAUGACUACUGAUGCUACUAAUACUAUGACUACUGAUGCUACUAAUACUAUGACUACUGAUGCUACUAAUACUAUGACUACUGAUGCUACUAUUGCCAUGACUACUGAUGCUACAACGAUGGCUACUGAUGCUACUACCAUGACUAGUGAUGCUACUAAUACUAUGACCACUGAUGCUACAACGAUGACUACUGCUGCCACUAAUACUAUGGCAGUUGAUGCUACUACCAAGACUACUGAUGCUACUAAUACUAUGACUACUGAUGCUACUAAUAUUAUGACUACUGAUGCUACUAAUACUAUGACUACUGAUGCUACUGAUACUACGACUACUGCUGCUGCCUGA
Messenger RNA from Perkinsus marinus ATCC 50983, 501 nucleotides. RefSeq names its product merozoite surface protein 2, putative. The coding region runs from base 1 to 501 and encodes 166 amino acids. NCBI's taxonomy places the organism in Eukaryota, Perkinsozoa, Perkinsida, Perkinsidae. The transcript has a single exon. The record is from RefSeq and is a predicted model, not a curated record.